AGAGAGAGAGAGAGAGAGAGAGACUGAUUAUCCAAGCCAUAUCAAACCAUUGUCACAGGAGGUAUAUUAUUCUUUUCUGAUCGCCGGAAAUGAUCUUUAAUCCAAUAGCUUCCCCCCUUUUUAAUAAUCAGAUUUAACAACCCCCCUUUUAUCAAUCAGGCUCAACAGUUGUCUUCAAAGUUGCAGCUCUUUUGUGAAAUAGGAAGGUGAAUGGGACAACUCAAGGAGGUUUGGAUGAUUUGUGAAUGUCUGUAAAUGUUCCAGUGUAUGCCGUCUUCAGUUCAAAAUUCUCUCUUCAACGGAAUGCAUCUACUGCUGUUCAUUUCAUUCUGCCUCAGUCUCUGCUCCUCGGUGCUGGGUGCAGCAGUAACGCCUUCAUGUAGUGCUGUAUACAGAGGCUUUGCUGACUGUCUGGUCACUUUGGGUGACAGUGUGAGCUCCAUGAAUGAUAACCCACAGGACAUCAACUCCAUUUGCAAGUCAUGGGAUGCCUUCCAGAUGUGUGUGAGUGGUGUAUUGUCAGGUUGCCGUGGCGAUGCAGCUGAAAUCUGGGAAUCUUUGAGGGCAGAGUCCCGGAAAACAGCAUUUGCUGGGAACCUCUACGACACGUGUGCCAGUCGCACUCAAGCUGUGACUGCAACCACACCUCUGGUUCCCAGCACUGACCAAACCAAUCAGGAAACCCUCAGAGGACUCGCCCGUUCUGUCAGCCACUCAGUCAGUGAAGAGCUGCUCAUGACAUGUUUCUUUCUUCUCCUGCUGCUUCGGAUGUAA
Messenger RNA from Pimephales promelas (fathead minnow), 774 nucleotides. It is a transcript of the gene nrn1lb, whose product is annotated as neuritin 1-like b. Lineage: Eukaryota; Metazoa; Chordata; Actinopteri; Cypriniformes; Leuciscidae. The record is from RefSeq and is a predicted model, not a curated record. Gene Ontology annotation, biological process: neuron projection extension; nervous system development. Gene Ontology annotation, cellular component: plasma membrane.